Leopardus geoffroyi (Geoffroy's cat) is the source of this 3447-nucleotide messenger RNA. RefSeq lists its product as uncharacterized. The record is from RefSeq and is a predicted model, not a curated record. The transcript has 2 exons. The coding region runs from base 2272 to 3447 and encodes 391 amino acids. NCBI's taxonomy places the organism in Eukaryota, Metazoa, Chordata, Mammalia, Carnivora, Felidae.
GCGUGCUCAUCUGUAAAAUGGGCAAGAACACAGAACGUCUGUCUCAGGAUGAGGACUACGUGGCUAAGGGGGAGAAAGAGUUUGGGAAGGCGCCGGCGCACCGCGAAAGCUCCGCGAUAUUACUGCCUCUGCUAUCAUUCUGCCCCUUCAACCUUCGGAGCGUGGCCACGAGGAGGAAAAGGCAGCAAGAGUGGCCUUGACCCAGCCCUUCCGAAGGGCCAAGGCAGCUGCGGUUGAGACUUCUACGUGGGCACACUGGGGCAGAGCCGGAGGGCCCAGACCUGGGCAGGAGAGAGCUCCAGUGGGGGUGGCAAAGGCAGGGACCCGGCUCCACCCCAGCAGACGGUCCCAGCACCCUUCUGAGCCUUGGUUUCUGCUUCUGAGAAAUGGGGAGGCUGGGGGGGGGGGGUCCCUUGUAGGCUUGCCUGGGACGGAGCGCGCCCAGUGCUCAGGGUGCUGUGUGGACGCCUGGCUUCUGUGAACCAGGCACGGACAGAGCCCACGGCAGAGCAGGCCCCGCGGCCCUUUGGGUUGGGGCUUUAGGAAGGAACAGAGCCUCUCCUGGUAUCUGAUGCCGUCCUGCUGUCCUGCCGUCCUGCCUUCCCACUCCCACCCCGACACUAAAGCUUCCGUGGUUUCUCCGGCUCACCCUUCGCACCCGGCGCGCCGCCCCACCUCCGCGAGGUCUCCAUCCCAGCCUCUGCUUUGGAAGACACCUGCCCUCUCCUUCCUGUGAUAGGAGAAGCUCUGGGUGGGGGGGGGGGGUCCACCCUGUCCCCAGGGGCCACACCCAGCACCCCCCUGAACGAAUGAGAACCCAGCUCUGCAGGGAAGCGGGCUGUCCUCAGCCACCCGACGAGGGAGACUGCGGGGAUGGGGGGGGUCGAGAGACCGUGUGUGUGUGUGUGUGUGUGUGUGUGGCCUGUCUGAGCAACCGAGGUCACGGUGGACCCGCCAGACAGCGCUGUCCAGGGGAUAGCAUGCAUCAGCGUGUGCAAAGUGAGUGCUUUUGCCGGCACACGCGAGUUCGCCACGCACCCGUGGCGUUGGUGGAGGCGGACGGUAGGCUCGUGCCUACUUUGGGGGGGUGGCUGUGAGGCUCACAGAGGUGGUUUCGUUUUCCCAGGACCACCCAGGAGUCUCUGAGCCGCAGGUGGAGCCCAGAUCUUUUCCCCUGCGUCUUUUUUGGAACCUACUACCCCCGGGAAGGAGAGGGCCCAGCGGGAGCUCCCGCCCAGGAACGACUUAGGAAGAAGGCAGCCUCGAUUUACCCCGGGGUGCUGGGGUUUGCCGUCCACUGCCCCCCAGGCCCCGAGGCAUGGCGGCAGCGUCCCUGGGCUGACCCGCUGACACUGUGAGUGCCUGAGGGACCCGUCACCAGGCACAGAAGAAGCACACAAACCGCACCCCCCCUCCUUUCCCAGGAUGCUCUGCAAUGCGUGGGCUCAGAGUAGCCACCGCGACUGCUCCGAGGGAAAGAGGACCCCAGAGGGCAGGGCUCAGGGAGCCACACGGACAGGCUCAGGCUCUUCCCCAAGAGCAUGGACUGACUGCGGCUGGAUUUCAAGACAGGAGCGCCCAGGGCGGUUCGGUCAGAGCCACAGCCUCGACCAGGAGCUGCCUAGAGAUGGGAGGAUUUCUGGACGUAAGCAGAAUAAAUGACCCGGGUCCCCGAAGUUCUGGGUUUAAGCCUCCUUCAUGGGGCCGCCUGGGGGAGGCACACAGGCUGUGAGCUCAGACAGCAUUCUUACUAUUAUUAUCUCCAACCCUUAGAUGGCACUCCCUGUGUGGCAGAUACUUCCUAGCAAGAGCCACUCCACGAGCAGGACCUGUCACCACCCCCGUUUCACAGAGGAACCUGCCCAAAUGGGCUCGAUCCCCACCCCCGCCGAAAACUCCUAUUUAUUUUUCAAAACCCUGGUAGGGCAUCCCUGCUCUGAUCUCCUGGUGGGGGCCAUCCAGCCCCCCCUGGAGCCCCAUUUCCCACACCUGCCAGUCUGCGCCCAUCCACUGGGCUCCUUGCUCAGAAGCCUGCUUUCCGGAGUCUGAAUCCCCAUCCGGCACAGACAGGGGGUCAAGACGUGUUUGCCAAACGGGACAGCAGAGGCUGUGGCCCCUUUUCUCGUUACUCCCACAGGACCUCCUGGAGGAAAAUGUUGCUUGUCUCCCCCGCAGGUGGCCAGGAAACCUGUCCUUUAAAGGUGACUCUGGGCAGGUCUGCUGGCCCAGCCCACCCCCCAGUUCAUCUUUCCUGGAAACUGGGGGUGGGCGAUGCCUACAGAGGGAACCCCCCCAAGCUUCCAGGGACGGCGGCAGGAGGCACGAGGAGAAGCCAUGGGACCAGAGGGAGGGGUGUCCCCGGGGAGGCACAGGCAUAUCCAAGAUGCUUAUCUUUCCCCCCCCCCCUCUCGUCAACGGCUAUUACAACGCCUUGGGCCUGUGUGGGCUUUGCAACUUUUCGAGGCGUUGCCUCGAACCCAGUUCUCCUUGACCCUUGGCAACACCGUGAGCUGGGCUGGAGUGGUUCUUCCCACUUCGCAGAAGAGGAAAUGGAGACCCCCCAAAGGUGAGGCCCAGCCUCACAGGAUCAGCGACUGGUAUUCUGAAGUCCCCCGGCCUGUAGAUCUCUGUCGGCCUCACCCUGCAGCGGGCCAGCCUGGAAACUUCCUAAAUUCUGCCACCGUGUCCGGUUCGCGGGUGAGGGCCCCCUGCUUACGAUCCUCUCUCUGUCGGGUUUCCUGGAGGACUCCGAAUGGGUGGGGGGCAAGGGCUGGGGGUGGGUGGCAGGAAGUCAAACUCCUUAGGGCUGCCGGGAAAGGCGCCCCAGGGGGCAGGGUCCCAGGGCCGGCAUGCUGUUCCUUCUGUCGUGCGGCCACCAGGCCCGGCUCCUCCCAGCGUGGCCCUCAGAGGCGGCUCCUUCCAGGGAGAGCCAGACUCCAGCCUGCUAGCAGAGGAUGUUUUCCUGCGCAGUGGACAAAACAUUUCUGGCCCUUUCAGGAGGGGACUGAACAGUCUGUCCACUUUGGCUGCGUUCGGGGUUCCUGGACGGGCGCAAGUGUGCUUUCACAGGCAACAAGAUUAAUCACACAGCAACCUCCCUCCCUCCCGGCUCCUCACCUGCCCCGCCCCGUCCCCUGUCACCCGCGCUGUGCUCCGGAGCAAACUUCUGAGAAGUCAUUCCAAGUGGCCUCAGGAAGUGAACACUCGAGUCGCGCGCCUCCCGCCACAGGCCUCCUCGGUGAGGGGGAGGGGCUGGCAAACACCCCCGACCCCGAGUCCCGUGAACCCCAGCCGUCUCACGUGGGGCACGUCCCAUCCCAACUGACUGCUUUGGCCUCUGACCUGACGCAGUGGCCUGGAUCCGACGGCUGUUCCCCCUGGUGCCUCUCUGGUGGAAGUUCAUCAGAAUUUCCAGAGGUUUGGGAAGCUUCCAGAACCCCCGGAUGA